AUGUCGGUAUCAGAGGACAAAAUAUCAGUAUACUCGGUGGCUGACCUCAAAAAUACCAGCGAUGACGCCCUCCCAGCCUACCUCAAUAGUCUCUCCUUCGCUCAAUCCCAUACCCUAACCGACAUCCGUCUCGCCCUGGGGUACAGCGCAUUUUUUGUUUGCGCCGCAACCUUCUACUGGGACUACACCUGGGGUUUCGACAACACCAAGCAGUACACCCUUAUCGCUGUCAUCAUUUACACACUCCUCAAUUCCGCCCUCACAUACUGGAUCUGGGGCGUGGAGAGCGGUACCGUGUAUGCUGGCAAACAUAAGAAAACAGGCGAGAAGAUACAGAUUCGCAGUAAAACGUACAAACACGUACCGAAUUACCAUUUAACUAUUACGACGACUUCACGCGAUGGAAAAAGCACGACAAAGCACUUGUGCAAGGCAUUUAAGGGGUGGUUCGAUGUCCAGGGCCACUUCAUUGCGAAGCCUUUCCAGCAGAUGUUGGCGGGCAGUGUGGAUGUAAUCGGCAGGGCGGAUCCUAAGAAUGCUAAGGCUGCAAAUGAGGGCAAGCCCGAGAAGAAGCCAAAGGUUGAGGAUAACAGGAGUAUGGAUGAUAAGUGGGCGAGUUUGUUGGCCGAGAGUUCGGGCACUCGAGAGCAGGAUUCGAGUGCUGCUAGUACGGCGACUCCCGGGAAAGGGGGCAAGAAACGGGGGAAGAAGGCUUAG
Messenger RNA from Venustampulla echinocandica, 717 nucleotides. RefSeq lists its product as uncharacterized. NCBI's taxonomy places the organism in Eukaryota, Fungi, Ascomycota, Leotiomycetes, Helotiales, Pleuroascaceae. The record is from RefSeq and is a predicted model, not a curated record. The coding region runs from base 1 to 717 and encodes 238 amino acids. Gene Ontology annotation, cellular component: membrane; signal peptidase complex. The transcript has 2 exons. Gene Ontology annotation, biological process: protein targeting to ER.